GCAUAAUUUUAAUGGGUGUGCCACUUUUUUUUCAUAGUAUCUGACUAUAUGAAGAUGGAGAGGAAAGCUCAAACCGCUAUGUCUGACUGCUUGGCUUUUGUAAUAUGUACAAAUGACUUGAUUGGGUUGAUCACAUAUGAUCACGAUAAUAGUCUUUGUGAAGACAGGAAUGUUUUCCCGUGUAGUAGUAUUGUUAAAAAUCCUCUUCCUGGACUUAAUUCUCACGUGAACCCUUUCUACAUGUUUGGGCUACCUAUCUGGCGUAAACGUGGAGAUUUCUUGACAAACUGUUUAACUCUCCGUUAAAGAUUUUCUUUCUAAUAUUCUGUGUAGUACUAUGCAUGAAAAACUAUUUUCACUUGUGGGUCUUGGAUAUGAGUAGUCGUUUGUCGGAUGGUCUUUCUUUUGAAGGCCUAGCGGAAAGUGUUUGUUCAGUAAGUCGAGGCUUUUUUGAAGGAAGAGAAAAGAAUAUGUUCUGACUGACGAAGACAACAAAUGACGACAUCAGAGAAAAGGUGUAAGACGGAAAAAUACAUUUUUCUACCACUUCCUCCUUAUUCCUACACUUAAUUUCCCCUAUUCCGCUUACAUUACCUUUCUUGGUCUGUUUGGGCAAAAGAUGAGUUGACGUGAAUCAAGAAAUCUGUGACAUGUUAGGGGUUUUUCUCUUAAGGCAAUUCGUAUGUGAAACCAUAUAAAAUGCUCACGGAACCCCCUUGAUAUCAUGUAUGUUGUCUACCUGGUGUUUUGAGUAGUUUGAUGAAUUGAAAAGCUAUAAUUAUUCACAGUAACCUAACAGUGUCGUCGUAACAUACGUCGAUUUACCUAAAUCUGCUUCAAAAUUAGUUUGAAGUACUUACCUACCUUGUUUUAUUGAGCAUCAGUUGCGUGUAGCUGAAUGCUUACGUGUGCAAUUCACUAAUCAGUUUAAUGUCGGAUCAGUUGUCGAAACCAUGCCUAAGCACUCAGGAUCUCACUUCGAACUCAAAUAUCCAAGAGGCUACAUAUGAUAAUGAUGCAGAUUCGCAUGGAGCUAGUAAUUCAUCUUUCAAUGAAGAUGAAGUAAGGGUGAUAGAGUUGGAACAAAACAAUACAUUAAACCACGAUGCUGAGUGUUUACCGUCUUCCGAUGGUUUAAAGCAUUCCGUUGAAGAUACACAAAACAAUACAAUGCAAGAUAUCGUAUCUCCGCAAGAAUCAUCAAAUGAUCAGUCAAAUGAAGUUCGUUGGCGGCAUUGUAUGAACAAUGGUCAAGAAGUGUAUAUUAAUGAAGCAACUGAAGAAACGUGGAUUCCAGCAACUGACCAAUACGGAAAAACUUACUAUUAUGAACUUAACAGUCGUCAUUCUGUAUGGACACUUGAAGAUUUAGAUACACCAGUUACAAAAACACCAGACGUAUCUGAUUCACUGAAUAAUUAUUUAGACAGUAAUGGAAGGAGCCCCGUUUGUGAAGAUUUCAAUUGUCCAGUCGAUGGAGAUAUAGAUCGUAUUUCUCUUAUUGACGAAUAUCCGUCUGCAUCUAGACCUCCAAGUACGGGUGAAGUGAAACGAAGAAUAAUGAAUCGAUCUAAGAAAUCAUAUCGGAGUUCUAAUAUACCUUCUGAAGUCCCUUCAACGCCUAUAAUUAACAGACCCUUCAGCUUAGUUAGUCUCGAUGAUAACGAUCAGGGUACAGGACGUUUCCAGAUGAGGAAUUUGAGCAAGGAACACAUCAGUGGACCACAUGAAAAUAAACUCACGCAUUUUGAACGACGUGGUUCAGUUAUCCGUACUAUGCUAGUUGAAAAUGAUAAGCGAAUACCAAAGAAAUGGACGCCAGGUAUUUUGCUUCUUUCUGGUCCAUUGCUUCUACUAUACAAAGACAAUAAAUGUAUUUUACCUAAAAUAAAUCAGCCCCUUGGCAAACCUGAUAUUCAGUUCAAUAUUAGAGAAGUAGAAAUUAGUGAAGCAAAUGGUGAGCAGACAUCAAGGAAAAAUGUUCUAAAGAUUGAUUAUAAUGUUUCUGGGAGGUCAAAUGUCUACUUGGUACAAAUUCCACCCAUUGAUUAUGAAUCAUGGAAAGCUGCAAUACGUUAUGCAAAGGAUCUUUUAAAAGAAGAUCGUGGAGUAACAUUGGCACGUUCAUUCACACGACGUGAUGCGACACAACCUAUGCUAGACAGCAAAUUGUUAGCUAAGCUAAGAGACUUUUUUCGAACCAGACCUACCGCUGCAUCCUUACGUUCUCGUGGAAUUCUGAAAAAUGAAUCUGUGUUUGCCUCCACAAUUAUGCAAGUCUGUGAAAAUGAAAAUUCUGAUGUUCCUAACUUUGUUAUCCGUGCUAUUCGUGCCAUUGAAGCUCGAGGACUUGAUCAUGUUGGGAUUUAUCGAUUAAAUGGAAAUGGUGCUACAAUACAAAAGCUUCGUUGCGCUGUUAACCAGUAUAAUUAUAGUUUGAACUCUGAUAAAUGGAGUUUAGAAGUAUUAACGGGUGCAUUAAAACUAUUUUUCCGAGAACUUAAAGAGCCAUUGAUAACCUUCAAAAUCUAUCCGGAAGUUGCUCAGCUCUUGGCUAAUAAAAAUAUGGCAUCAGAUAAAAAAGCUGCCAAAAUGAGAGAUUUAAUUAACUCGAUGCCAGCACCACAUGUGAACACGUCACGAAUUCUUUUUCAUCAUUUGUAUAGGGUAAUGCAAUUGUCGAAAAUAAAUCAAAUGCAUUCUUAUAAAUUGGCUAUUGUAUUUGGACCAAGCUUAAUUUGGCCAGAAGUAGAUUCUGCUGCAUUUGGAGCACUCACAUCUGUACAGGCUCCAUGUGUAGAAUUUCUACUAACACAUGUAGAAGAAAUAUUUGGACCAGUGACUCCACCACCAGUGAUUUAAAUUUAUAUAUGAAUCAAAUGAAUUUCAACUAUAGGAAUGUUCAGUCAAUUUUUGUUUGAUUCAAUUAAACACUUAUUGCUCAAAAUAUUUAUUCUUUUAUAUGAUCAUAAUAUUGUUUUAGAGAGUACUCAUCAAUAUUUUUGAUCUCUAUCUCUUUAUACAUUUUAUCACAACACAUGUAUAGUGUGUAUUAUUUUGAUGUUUCUUGCACGCUUCCACUUGAUAGCCUUGCAAAAUUUCAAAAUUAGAACUUUAAUCUUUCUUUUUUUUUUUUAUCAAAUACAAUCAAGUAAAUAGUAUUUCUCUACCUGAUAUUGUUCACUUUUCAAUAAAAACUUUUUUUUAUAUUUUAAUUAAUGUAAUUUUUCAUCUUAUUGUAUCUUAAAAUUUGAAUGAAUACCUAAUCAUUGUAUAAUAAUCGUAUUUUCAGUCUAAAAUUGAUUAAAAGUUGGUUUCAAUCUCCGUUCAUGGAUGUCUCUCUCUCUCUCUCUUCUUUAAACUGUUCAGUAGUGAUUUGACCAACUUGUCUCUAUUAUGACUAUCUGAUAUUAAGUUGUGUUCAAAGCAUGUAUACACUCAUACUUCGAAUAAAUUCAAAACGUCUUCAUUAUUACCAACAAAAUAUUAACUAGAACCAUUAAUUCUAUUG
Molecule: messenger RNA, 3511 nt
Organism: Heterobilharzia americana
Lineage: Eukaryota; Metazoa; Platyhelminthes; Trematoda; Strigeidida; Schistosomatidae
Source: the annotation of a GenBank genome assembly